Scheffersomyces coipomensis is the source of this 1014-nucleotide messenger RNA. RefSeq lists its product as uncharacterized. NCBI's taxonomy places the organism in Eukaryota, Fungi, Ascomycota, Pichiomycetes, Serinales, Debaryomycetaceae. The record is from RefSeq and is a predicted model, not a curated record. The coding region runs from base 243 to 800 and encodes 185 amino acids. Gene Ontology annotation, biological process: translational initiation; negative regulation of translation. The transcript has a single exon.
UAGGAUAAAAUACUAUUAAACAUAUCCAGAUCAUUUAUAAAAAGAUAUAUACCCAAUGUUCAAUUAUGACACAUUUCUCCACAUAAUAAAAGUGUCGUAUAAUUGUCGUGUGCUCUGAAAAUUAACCAGAAAAACAAAUGUCGUCGUGGUUUAAAAAAAAUUUUUAACCAUAAAAAUCUUUUGACCAUGAAAUAGCCAUAGUAAUAUAGCAAUCAAUAACUUGAUAUAACUAAGCAGAAAACAUGGUUAAAUAUACUGAAGAGCAAUUGUUGGAAGUCAAAGAAGAGGCCUAUGUUCCUCAACCUCAAAUCUUAGAGGCUUUCAAUAAGACCAUUGAUGAAGUUAAAGAACAUGCUGCUGCUGAAGCUGAAAAACAUAAAGCCAUUAAAUGGAAUAAUGGUGAUACUUAUAUCGAUGAAAAAGGUCAUGAAAGACCAUAUCAUAGUUUUAAUAGAAGAAGAGCUUCCAAAUCUGGAACUGCUAAACCAAAUUUGAGAAAAAAGAGUGUUGAUGUUGUUCAAGUUGAUGAAGAUGGUUGGGCUACUUUAUCUACCAAAUCAAAUAAAAAAUCAUUUGGUGCUGAAGAUGGUAAUGAUGAAAGAUCUAAAUUCAGAGAAUCUGUAAGAGAAUCAGCUCAAAAUGUAAAAGUAAGACCAAACAAUAAAAACUUGGGUUCUUCAAAACCAGCUGAUCCAAGAGAAGUCACUGAUAAACAUUCCAAUACUUUUAAUGCUUUUGAAGCUUUAGGUGAUGAAGAUGAUGAUGAAGAUGAUGAUGACGAAGAAGAAGAUGAUGAGUAAAGAGUUUCUCCAAAUAGUAUAAAGUCAAAACAACCACAUAACAUAACAUAAAACAAAUAACCAAACCAAACAUUAGCUUCAGCUUUUGUCCGUGUGACGAUUAAAUCUUUCCUUAUCAAAUUCUAAUGAAACAUGUAUAUACUUAAAUUUUCUGUUUUGUAUAACUUUUUGUUCAUUAACUGUAUAUUAUUAAUAUUAUUAUAUAAAUAUAAAC